GGAAGAGCGGAUGUUGAUUGUAGAUGUCUGCUCCGUUCACACGCCGGGGACUCCACGCUGCUUUUUCUGUGGGAUGGACGCUUUUGAUUUAUUUCGAAAACUUGGCUCUGGGGCUAAAUUUGAUCUGAAAAGAUUUGGUCAAGAUGCCUCCCGAUUUAAGGCACACAAGCACAAAGCAGCAGAUGCUUCACAUCCUCUUUCAACCAUCGAUUACUUUGGCAAAGGCUCAGCCAAGAUCAGGCAGCAGCAGCAAGAGGAGGAUGAUCACGAAGAAGACAGUAACAUAAAUGAAAGUGAAGAAAGUGAUGCUGUAGUUAAAAGGAAGAGGAAUGAUCAGCGAGCAAAUGGCAAAACAAAUAAGAAGAAAAGGAAAAUGUCUAAAGUAGAAGUUACAGCUGCUGACGGAGAGGGAAUUUCUUGGACAUCAGAUUUGGACAAAAGAAUUCCAAGCCUGCAAAGUGGAGAUAAGGAAAAGAACUCCCUCAAAAGACUGAAGCAUCUUCAUCAGGAGAAGGUGAAUCGUAUCCGUGCUCAACAUCGUAUAAAUGUACAUGGUUGUGAUGUCCCUGAUCCCAUGUGUACAUUUGAGGAGCUUCAGUCUGAAUACAAACUUCAUUCACGUAUUCUUCAAAACCUCAAAAAUGCAGGCCUUGAUUCUCCUACUCCUAUCCAAAUGCAGGCAAUACCUCUGAUGAUGCAUGGUCGUGAAGUCUUGGCGUGCGCCCCUACAGGUUCAGGAAAAACUUUGGCUUUCUGUUUGCCUCUGCUCACUCAUCUGCAGCAACCAGCCAACUUAGGCUUCAGAGCUGUGGUUAUCUCCCCGACCAGAGAGUUGGCCAGUCAGACUUACAGAGAGCUACUUCGCUUGUCAGAUGGAGUUGGAUUUAGAGUUCACAUUAUUGAUAAAGCUUCCUUGGCAGCUAAAAAAUACGGACCGCAAUCUAACAAAAAAUAUGACAUACUCAUCAGUACCCCAAAUAGAUUAAUCUACCUUUUAAAUCAGGAUCCUCCCACUUUGAACCUCAGCAGUGUGGAGUGGCUUGUUGUGGAUGAGUCUGACAAACUGUUUGAGGAUGGUAAGAGUGGAUUCAGGGAGCAGCUGGCUGCCAUCUUUCUGGCCUGUUCUGGUCCAAAGGUGCGCAGGGCCUUCUUUAGUGCCACCUGUACUCCAGACGUUGAGCAAUGGUGUCGCCUCAACCUUGACAACUUGGUGUCUGUCAAUAUAGGACACAGGAAUACAGCUGUGGAGACAGUGGAACAGGAGCUACUGUUUGUUGGGAGCGAGGAUGGAAAACUAGUGGCAAUGAGAGACAUUAUCAAAAAGGGCUUCUUGCCUCCUAUGUUGGUAUUUGUUCAGUCUAUAGAUCGAGCAAGGGAGCUCUUCCAUGAGCUAGUCUAUGAAGGCAUUAAUGUCGAUGUAAUUCAUGCAGACCGCACACAACAGCAGAGAGAUAAUGUAGUGAACAGUUUCCGUUCUGGACACAUCUGGGUGUUGAUUUGCACAGCGUUGCUUGCCCGAGGAAUCGACUUCAAAGGUGUAAACCUUGUACUAAAUUAUGACUUUCCCACCAGUGCUGUCGAGUACAUCCAUCGAAUAGGUCGUACGGGCAGAGCUGGACAUUCUGGAAAAGCCAUUACCUUUUUUACAGAAAACGAUAAACCGCUCCUGCGCAGCAUUGCCAAUGUUAUAAAACAAGCUGGCUGUCCUGUCCCGGACUACAUGAUUGGCUUCAAGAAAAUACACAGCAAAUUGAAGAGACAACUUCAGAAGAAACCUCCAAAGAGAAGUAGCAUUUGCACAACUCCACGCUUUUUGAAGAAGAAUUCAAAAUCCAUGCAAAAAGGAAAGAAAGGAGGAGGAGCAGGAGGUGAAAGUGAUUCUCAAACCAGUGUCAAGAAAAAGAUGACGGCAAACACAAAGAAACUUACAAAACAACAUACACAGAAAGAAAGAACAACUGAAAAUGGGCACAAGAAGGGCUCAAAGAAAAUGGCAUGAAGUCCUGAACCUUCAGAAUUAAAAAGAAAAAGGAGGCAACAGGAAACAUAGAGCGCUGCAAAACUAUUUUGUGAACAUUACAGACAUAAACUGAAUGUGUUUUCUUUGUUAAUGGUUGAAAAAAAAAAAAACUUUUGUAUAUAAAGCAGUUGAUAUAACAUUG
Periophthalmus magnuspinnatus is the source of this 2162-nucleotide messenger RNA. RefSeq names its product DEAD (Asp-Glu-Ala-Asp) box polypeptide 52 (gene ddx52). Gene Ontology annotation, biological process: maturation of SSU-rRNA. Lineage: Eukaryota; Metazoa; Chordata; Actinopteri; Gobiiformes; Gobiidae. Gene Ontology annotation, molecular function: ATP binding; nucleic acid binding; RNA helicase activity. Bases 11 to 1999 code for a protein of 662 amino acids. Gene Ontology annotation, cellular component: 90S preribosome. The transcript is spliced from 15 exons. The record is from RefSeq and is a predicted model, not a curated record.